Pogoniulus pusillus (Red-fronted tinkerbird) is the source of this 132-nucleotide messenger RNA. RefSeq names its product small integral membrane protein 38 (gene SMIM38). The record is from RefSeq and is a predicted model, not a curated record. NCBI's taxonomy places the organism in Eukaryota, Metazoa, Chordata, Aves, Piciformes, Lybiidae. The coding region runs from base 1 to 132 and encodes 43 amino acids. The transcript has a single exon.
AUGGAGUCAUUCCUUUUGCUGGGUUUACUGGUUGGGAUUAUAUUAAUACGAUUCAUCUUGUGGUCCUGCCUGAGCGCUUACAUAGAUUAUAAACUGUCCCGAAGGUUUCCUGACGCAAGAAAAGAGAACUAA